AUGGAAAUGGGCUUUCCGGCUAAAAAGUUAUAUGAUAAAGAUGAAUUUAUAGCAAUUCCUGGUUUUGCAUCUUGCUUUAAAUGUUUGGAAACUUAUCGUUAUAUAGAUUCAAGCACUACUCACAUAAACUCUCAUAAAUGUCCUAAAUUAUUAUCAUCAAAUCAAACAUCUCUUGAUCAGCAUUUUUUAUCAAAAUCAAGUCCUCGUCAAACUGAUCAACGCACAGUUCCUGUUGCAAAAGCUAUUGCAAAAAGAAAAGAAGAAAUGAAAAAAGUCUGUGCUCGAUGGAUCGCCCAUUCAAUGCGAUCUUUUCAAAUUGUUCAAGAUCCUGGUUUUAAAGCUGUGAUCGACGAAUGUCUAAAAAUUGGUCGAGAAUUUGGUCCUGAUACAGUGAUAUCUUCUAAUAAUAUUAUUAGCUGUGAUCGAACAAUUAAAAAUGAAAUUAAAAGGUUAGCUGCUCAUGAAAGGUUAUUACUUAAGGAUCGUUUGGUGGAAGCUGUGAAAUAUGGUGGUGUGUGUAUCAGUCCAGAUAUAUGGAGUGACAAGUAUCGUAAAAUUUGUUACUUAGGUUCAACAGCUCAUUUUGUCGAAAAAGACAGUAAAUAUUACUCGGUUGAUUUAUUUUGCACUGAAUUUAAAGCAAAAAAGAAAAGCGGUGAAAAUAUAAUGAAACUGUUACGCAAGGAAUUAUUAUCUUUCGGAUUAGAAAACUAUUUAUCUGAUAUAAUAUUUGUUACUGAUCGUGGUAGUAAUUUCGUUAAAGGUUUAGAUGGUUAUACGGAAAAAAAGAAUGACAAAAAUAAAACAACAACAACAACAACAACAGUUAUUGAACGAAUAGAAAAAACACCUAAUAACACAACUAAAUACAGAACCACAAUUCAAGCAUCACCAGAAAUCGAUUCUCAGAUGGAAUUAUUCGAUGGUGAAGAUGAUUAUGAAACGGAUGAUUCCGAAAUAAGUGAUGAUGAUGAUAGUAUUACUGAUUAUUCAUCUACUACAAUUAAUGACCUACCAACAUCUGCAAGAGAAAUUUUAGAUACUAUUCAUUAUUGUAAAGCUUUAGCCAACCUUGAUCGUCAUAUUCAAGUUGAACACGAAGAUGAAUAUGGUUCAACAGUUGAUGAUGACAGUAGUAAAACAAAAUUCUCAAAAUUUACCACUCUUCAUCAAUCUUCGGUCGUUCGAUGGCUCUCUUUACAUGAAUUAUUAUCAAGUAUUGAAAAAGCUUAUCAUCCUCUGAAACAUAUUUUACAUGAAAAACAAGAGUCAUCAAGACUCGAAAAGAUCAACAUGAAUAUUGUUAGUCAAUUAAUCAAAUUUUUGGAGCCAUGGAAAUAUGUAAUGAAUGAAACUCAACUUAGUAAUUCACCAUCAUUAUUUAUGACAUUACCUUGUAUCGGUUAUCUGAAACAACAAAUUAUAAAAAUGGAACGAACAAUGAGAGGUGGUAUGAAAUUAUUUGCUAAACGAGCAUCACAAUUAUUAGAAUCUAUGUUUAAAAUUGAAAAUUUGCACGUUAUGGGAACAUUUUUACAUCCAAAUUACAAACAAUUAAGAAAUGCUACACAAAUUCAAAUAAUUGAAUGUCAUCGUUCGUGUCGAAUGGCAAUUCCACCAUCAUCAACUUCGACAACUAUAUUAUCUAAUGAUUGUAGUGAUAUUAAUGAACCUUUAACAAAGAAACCGAAACUUUUCUUAGAAUCAUUAAUGGAUGAUGUAACUCCAGUUGUAGUGACACAAACAAAAGAUGAAUUCGAUUUAUAUAUUGAUUUACAACUUAAGGAUAAUGAGAUUUAUACAAAUCCACUUAUAUUUUGGCAACAACAUCAAU
Rotaria sordida is the source of this 1834-nucleotide messenger RNA. NCBI's taxonomy places the organism in Eukaryota, Metazoa, Rotifera, Eurotatoria, Philodinida, Philodinidae. The record is from the annotation of a GenBank genome assembly.